Dermochelys coriacea (leatherback sea turtle) is the source of this 5644-nucleotide messenger RNA. RefSeq names its product KRIT1 ankyrin repeat containing (gene KRIT1). Gene Ontology annotation, biological process: negative regulation of angiogenesis; regulation of establishment of cell polarity; cell redox homeostasis. Gene Ontology annotation, cellular component: cytoskeleton; plasma membrane. Gene Ontology annotation, molecular function: protein binding. Lineage: Eukaryota; Metazoa; Chordata; Testudines; Dermochelyidae. Bases 1509 to 3719 code for a protein of 736 amino acids. The record is from RefSeq and is a predicted model, not a curated record. The transcript is spliced from 18 exons.
CAUCCUGGAAGAUAUCUCGCUGCUGAGAGUGACCUGGAAAGCAAGGGAGGGUCUUCUACUGCAAUGCGGAUUCCGUCCUGGCCCAUAUGCAGCUUGCCUGGGUGCAGCAGUGGUCCCCCCGCCUCUCACGGCACAGUGGCAUGGACAAGUUAGCCUUACUGGGAGAAGAAACACAGUGGCUCUCCCGAGAAACCUGUGCAAGCGCAUUGCCCAAGUUCUGGAUGAGGUCUUUGAAGAGAUCACUGAAGCCGAUUACCAUGAUGUGAGAGAGCACAUCAACGCCCUAUUCCACAUCUAGGCAUGCAUGCAGUCCUAAUCCUCCUCACCCCAAGAGCCCGCACCAAAUAACUUCCUUCCCAAAAUAAAAGCCACUUACCGGGAACCUCUUCUGGUGUUUGUCCUUCCCCAAGCACCAGCCGCUGUGACUGGCUACCUUCCUCCUGGCUUGAGAACAGCUCCUGGCUGCAUGCAUCUAGGGAUUCCGGGGUGUCUUCCUCUGCCUCAGCACCCUCGUUCCCACUUUGCUCCUCCUCCUACCUUGUUGAACUGGGCUCUGAAGUGUCCAUGGUGGUACUCGGAGUGGAAGUGGGGUCGCCUCCAAGUAUCGCGUCUAGCUGUUUGUAGAAACGGCAGGUCGCAGGGGCAGCACUGGAACAGGUGCCUCACGGGCUUUGCAGUAGGCAUUCCGCAGCUCCUUCACUUUAACCCUGCACUACAGAGCGUCCCGGUCAUGGCCCCUUUCCAUCAUGUCCCUUGAUAUCUGUCCAAAGGUAUCAUAAUUCCUACGGCUGGAGCGCAGCUGGGACUGGACAGCAUCCUUCCCCCAAGCAACUGAUGAGGUCCAGUACCUCGCCAUUGCUCCAUACUGGGGCUCGCCUGGCGCAUGGAGGCAUGGUCACCUGGAAAGAUUCACUGAGAGCACUCCAUGCCUGGCUGAGCAAAGAGGAAGAGGAUUUUCAAAAUUCCCAGAGAAUUUAAAGGGCGGGUCUGACAGUUGGUCACCUGAGGGCAGGGCAGUAGAGUUCAAAGUGAUGACCAGAGUGGCUAGUACAGGCAUUGUGGGACACUUCUGGAGGCCGAUCAGAGCGCACUAUAGGACCAGGGCGUUCACACUGGCACUGCGGCACUCCAGCAGGGGUGCACAAAACGUUAUUCCACUUGCCGAGGUGGAGUUCCAGCAGCACUGUAUCCGCGGAAUCAGAGCACUCUACAUGCCUUGCCAGUGUGGACGGGUAGUGAGCUAGUGCGCUCGGGGCUCCUUUAUUAUGCUGUAACUCACAAGUGCAGCCACGCUAUGAGUAUCUGACUGUAGAUAAUGGAUUUCUUGGUGUGGUUGGGGUGGUUACUGGAUCUAUGAAGUUAACCUUAUCUUGGUGAAAUAUACUGGAGUGAAUGCAUGGAAGAUUGAAGUCCUCUGUUUAUCCUUCAAAGAGAUGCAGCAGCACUGCAAACUAUAAAUAGUAAUGAUACAAUCUCCAUUUUGUGUAAUAAAUGAAAAAGAAUAAACCAUGGGAAAUCCAGAAAACAUAGGAGAUGCAUAUGUUGCUGUGAUUCGUCCAAAGACUACUGCUAGCCUGAAUUCUCGGGAAUAUCGAGCUAAAUCAUAUGAAAUUUUGUUGCUUGAAGUUCCCAUUGAAGGACAAAAGAAAAAGAGAAAGAAAGUUUUGUUGGAAACUAAACUUCAGGGAGGCAGUGAGAUAACCCAGAGCAUCUUGGAUUAUGUAAUAGAAACCACCAAACCAAUUUCACCAGCUAAUCAAGGUAUCAAAGGAAAGCGAGUAGUGUUAAUGAAGAAAUUUCCUCUUGAUGGAGAGAAGGUGGGCAGGGAAGCCUCUCUUUUCAUUGUUCCAACCGUUGUCAAAGAUAAUACAAAAUAUGCAUACAGUCCUGGAUGCCCAGUUUUCUACUGCUUACAGGACAUCAUGAGGGUCUGCAGCGAAUCCAGCACUCAUUUUGCUACACUCACUGCUAGAAUGUUAAUAGCCUUGGAUAAGUGGUUAGAUGAACGACAUACACAAUCUCAUUCCAUCCCAGCUUUAUUCAGACCAUCUCCUCUUGAGAGGAUUAAAACUAAUGUCACAAACCCUGCAUAUGCUCUUGAACCUGGGCAGACUGAGAGCUCUCUACACAUGGGAUAUACUGCAUUAGAAAUAAAGAGCAAAAUGUUGGCGCUGGAGAAAGCAGAUAUGUGUAUCUACAACCCUUUGUUUGGAUCAGAUCUUCAGUAUACCAACAGGGUUGAUAAAGUGGUUAUAAAUCCAUAUUUUGGUCUCGGAGCUCCAGACUAUUCGAAGAUUCAGAUUCCAAAACGAGAAAAGUGGCAACGCAGCAUGAGCAGUGUCAUGGAAGACAAAGAGCGCCAGUGGGUAGAUGAUUUCCCUCUUCAUCGCAGUGCUUGUGAAGGAGACUCCGAAUUACUGUGUCGCCUUCUAGAUGACAACUUUUCAGUCAACCAGUUAGACAGUGACCAUUGGGCACCUAUCCAUUAUGCAUGCUGGUAUGGAAAAGUUGAAGCCACUCGAAUGUUACUGGAGAAAGGGAAAUGUAAUCCAAACCUACUGAAUGGACAGCUUAGCUCUCCUCUUCAUUUUGCUGCUGGAGGAGGACAUGCUGAAAUUGUGAAAAUUCUUCUAAACCAUCUGGAAAUUGACAGACACAUUACCGAUCAACAAGGAAGAUCCCCAUUGAAUGUCUGCGAAGAGAGCAAACAAAAUGAUUGGGAAGAAACAGCAAAACUGCUGAAGGAAGCCAUAAAUAAACCUUAUGAAAAGGUACGGAUUUAUCGAAUGGAUGGGUCAUAUCGUUCUGUUGAGUUGAAACAUGGAAACAAUACUACUGUACAGCAGAUAAUGGAAGGAAUGCGUCUGUCUCAAGAAACACAGCAGUACUUCACUAUUUGGAUUUGUUCUGAGAACCUUAGCCUCCAGCUGAAGCCAUAUCACAAACCUUUGCAGCAUGUUCGUGACUGGCCUGAAAUACUCACUGAACUGACAAACUUGGAUCCUCAAAGGGAAACUCCACAGCUUUUCCUGAGGAGGGACGUGAGACUUCCUUUGGAGGUUGAAAAAAAGAUUGAGGAUCCACUGGCUAUUCUUAUCCUGUUUGACGAAGCCAGAUAUAAUUUGCUGAAAGGCUUCUAUACUUCACCUGAUGCCAAACUGAUCACACUGGCAAGUCUGCUUCUACAAAUAGUCUAUGGAAAUUAUGAGAGUAAGAAACACAAACAAGGUUUCCUAAAUGAAGAAAAUCUUAAAUCUAUAGUACCCGCCCCUAAACUAAAAAGUAAGGCUCCUCACUGGACCAAUAGGAUACUUCAUGAAUACAAGAGUCUCAGCACUAGUGAAGGUGUAAGUAAAGAGAUGCAUCACCUGCAACGAAUGUUCUUGCAGAAUUGCUGGGAAAUUCCUACCUAUGGAGCUGCUUUUUUCACAGGACAGGUAUUCACCAAGGCAAGUUCAAGCAGUCAUAAAGUCAUCAGAGUGUACGCAGGAGUAAAUGUAAAAGGACUACAUCUCCUCAAUAUGGAAACCAAGGGUUUGCUCAUCAGUCUAAAGUAUGGUUGCUUUAUGUGGCAGUUAGGAGAUGCAGAUACCUGUUUUCAAAUCCAUAGUCUGGAAAACAAAAUGAGCUUCAUAGUGCAUACCAAACAGGCAGGUCUUGUCGUAAAACUACUGAUGAAAUUAAACAGCCAGUUAAUGUCUUCUGAACGAAAUGAAUGACAGCGAUGGACAGUGAUUAUGCAACAGUAUUUUGUGAUUAAACAGAAGUAACUCUGUUUUAAUUAAAAUAGAAGACUUCAUGUGCAUGAAAGUUUCUCAGAAUGAAAUGUGUUGUGAAAUUUGUAUAGACUUUUUGUACAGAAGCUGCAUGGGUUAUUUUUUUAAAAAAGUAUAUAACAUCUAUUUUUAUAAAGAGAUUUUCUUCAAUAUAAGCUAUUCUAAUUUUUGAGCUAAACCACAAGAAGAAAGGUAGAGAUAAUAUAAAAUAAAGUAUGCUCUUGUUCCUAAGAAAUUAUGGAGGAUUCAAAGUGCCUUAAACCAAUCCCUAAUAUACCUGUUAUUAAUCUACUUGUGAUGCUGUAGAAUGCAAUGAAACCUGUACAAGUAACAACCUUUAAUAGGCAACUUGCUCUCUUAAGAAUGCCAAAGGUAUUCCCAGAUAUAUUGAGUAAAAUUCUUCUCCACCUCAAUUAGAAGACUGUAGGGUCCCGUGAGUGAUCCUGUCAGUUUCUCUGUGUUUUUAAUUUGAUGUUAAAUACAUUUUAUAGUUAAGACUUGAUUUCAUUUCAAGUUUAAUUUUUUUUUUCUUAUGUGCCAGUAUUAUUUUAGAAUAUUGCCUCAGGACAGCUAUCAGGAAAUACAUUUUUAAAUCUUUUCAGGAGCAGGUUAAAUGUUUAGCAUAUUUAAUGUUUUGAAACUAGUGGAUUAUUACUUUGCAAUGCAAUACCUGCUUACAUAAUAAUUACUUACAUAAUUACUGCUUAAGUAAAAAUUACUGGCUUCAAACAAAUUUACAUUAAGUUUAGUUACUCGAUUGCAACAAGUUUGAUUGAGUAAUACUUUGUGCAGUAGGGACUUAAGUUGUUUCCAUUAAUUGAGUUUUCGUGCUCAUGUCUUACAUGACUUUGUUGGGACUCCAUAGGAUUGGAGAUUUGCAGGAUUGGGGAUUUAUAGUGUAGAGAUAGAAACUGGGCAUCCAUAGAGCUGUUUACUCCAUAGAGGAUUCGAUUCUGCUCUAAUUAGUGUCAAUGGGAGCAGGUGGAGGCCCUAAUAUGAUCUUGUUAAUAAAAUGAUGGAAUAAUUGUUUUCUUUUCAUAAUAUUUAAGAAGACUGGAAACUAAUUUUAAAGAGACUUAGGGACAGUUUCUGGUUGCCUUUGAGGUUGUCAGAAUCUGCCCUACACAAGCAAAUGUACAUUUGCUUAACAUGACAGCAAUUAAAGUAAAACUGCAAUAUAUUUUAAUCUUCCUAUUGUAUAUUAAUUAGGUUUAUUUUUAUGAACAGUACGGUAUGAACAUUUUAAAUCAUCAAAUGGAGUUUGAAAUAUCUUUGUACCACAAACUACUACCCUGUUAUACUAACCUCUGAACUUUCAAGGGGGUGCUAUAGGGUUUUAACUUCAUCUCUCACUGACUUCAAUGGGAAUUGUGUGGCUAAAACCACACGCAAUAUUUUGUGGUAAAGUUAAAUAUUUGCACUUGCCUCUAAAAUGAAAGUUAAACAAUUCAAUGCCAGGCACAAGAGCACUUUGCAGUACUUUCAUCUUUGCAUUCAAGCUUCUCUGAAAUCCCAAAUCAGUAUAUUUUAAUGAAUUAUAAAGUACUCAGAGGGCAAUUUUUAAAAAUGCAUGCAGAAAAAAGGUCAGUUCUAUAGAAUUUUCUUUAAAGCCAUACCUAAGCUACGUGAGCUUCAUUGGCAUGCAGUUACUUGUAAAUCUUCCUAGAUUGAUUGAUUGUAUUGCCUUUGAUCAGAAGUGAAUAGUACAGCAGUGUUAAAUUAAUGCACAGCUAUCACUUGGCUUUAAUAUCAGAACAUCCUUUUUUAUAACAAGCACUUGUUAGAAAACUAGAAGUGUAUAAUGUUACAAACUGUAUAUACAAAUAAGUGUCUAGUUGCAUAUUUAACAAUAAAAAUAAUAAACCUUA